Messenger RNA from Sinocyclocheilus grahami, 795 nucleotides. Its product is annotated as stonustoxin subunit beta-like. The coding region runs from base 10 to 744 and encodes 244 amino acids. Gene Ontology annotation, molecular function: protein binding. The transcript has 3 exons. The record is from RefSeq and is a predicted model, not a curated record. NCBI's taxonomy places the organism in Eukaryota, Metazoa, Chordata, Actinopteri, Cypriniformes, Cyprinidae.
UCUGGCUGUAUGGUGACAGAGGAAGGCUGUGGUUAUGUGUCUUCAGCACUGAAUUCCAACCCCUCACAUCUGAAAGAGCUGGAUCUGAGCUACAAUCACCCAGGAGAUUCAGGAGUCAAGCUGCUCUCUGAAAAACUGGAGGAUCGAAACUGCAAACUGGACAAACUCAAUGUGGAUCAUGGCGGAGAAUCCAGGAUUACAGCAGGACUAAAGAAAUAUGACUGUGCUCUCACACUGGAUCCAAACACAGCAAACACUCAACUCAUUCUGUCCGAGGAGAACAGAAUGGUGACAUGUUUGGACAAGAAACAGCCGUAUCCUGAUCAUCCAGACAGAUUUAAUGUUUAUCCUCAGGUGUUGUGUAGAGAGAGUGUGUGUGGACGCUGUUACUGGGAGAUUGAAUGGAGUGGAGAUGAUGGUGUGUAUAUAUCAGUGUCAUAUAAGAGCAUCAGCAGGAAGGGAGAUGGUGAUGAGUGUUGGUUUGGAUGUAAUGAUCAUUCCUGGAGUUUGAUCUGCUGUCCUGACAGAUACUCAUUCAGACACAAUGAGAUAGUGACUUGUCUCCCUGUAGAGCCUAUCAUUGGCAGUAGAAUAGGAGUGUAUGUGGAUCACAAUGCAGGAACUCUGUCCUUCUACACCGUCUCUCACACAAUGAGCCUCAUCCACACAGUCCAGAUCACAUUCACUCAGCCGCUCUAUCCUGGGUUUAAGGUUUAUUAUAAAUCAUCAGUGAAGCUGUGUUGAUGAAUCAGAAUAGAUUGAUGAGAGAUUCUACCCGUAAUGCUUUGAGCUGCA